Stegodyphus dumicola is the source of this 8112-nucleotide messenger RNA. RefSeq names its product laminin subunit gamma-1 (gene LanB2). Gene Ontology annotation, biological process: tissue development; animal organ morphogenesis. The record is from RefSeq and is a predicted model, not a curated record. NCBI's taxonomy places the organism in Eukaryota, Metazoa, Arthropoda, Arachnida, Araneae, Eresidae.
AUGUCUGACACUUGGGAAUUUCAAACAGGAACUUGUAACUGCAAUGGGAGAUCUAAUAGGUGCUACUUUGAUGAAGAACUAUGGCUUCAAACUGGGCACGGUGGUCACUGCAUUGAGUGUCAAGAUAAUACUGAUGGUGCCAAUUGUGAGAGAUGUAAAGAAAAUUAUUAUCAGCGAGAGGAUGAACGAUGUGUGCCUUGCAAUUGUGAUCCAGUAGGUUCUAGAAGUUUACAGUGCAAUAACAGAGGUCAAUGCCAAUGUAAGCCAGGUGUUGAAGGCACACGUUGUGAUACAUGUUCUGCUAACUUUUAUGAUUUUUCUGAGGUGGGAUGUAGACCAUGUGGUUGCAAUAUUGCUGGCAGUAUUGGUAAUACUCCUUCUUGUGAUCCUGUAUCUGGUAUAUGCAGAUGCAAAGAAAAUGUUGAAGGGUCACAAUGUGAUCAAUGCAAACCUGGAUAUUUUGAUCUUCAAGCAGUAAAUGAAUUUGGAUGCCUACCUUGUUUCUGUUUUGGCCAUUCAUCUAUAUGUAGAAGUGCACCUGGAUAUUCUGUUACAUCUAUUGACAGUGUAUUUGUUAGAGAUAAGGAAAGGUGGCGAGCUGCCGAUUCUAAGGGAACUGACAUCUCAAUUAUUUUUAAUCCUUCUAAUCAAAAUAUAGAGGUUACAGCAGUAUCAAGAGAACCUGUUUAUUUUAUUGCACCAGUCAGAUACCUUGGAGAUCAGCGUACAGCAUACAACCAGUUCCUUAGCUUUACUUUAAAAAUUAGUGAAGAUGGACCCCAAGCUACACUUGAAGAUAUUGUGUUGGAAGGAUCAGGGUUAUCAAUUUCACUUCCAAUCUUUGGGCAAGGGAAUCCUCUUCCAACAACUUUUAAUCAAGAGUACAAAUUUCGAAUUCAUGAGCAUUCUGUUUAUGGAUGGAAUCCUAGACUUACUGCUCAUGAUUUCUUGACAAUUUUAUCAGAUUUAACUGCAAUAAAAAUUAAAGGAACAUAUACUUAUGGAGGCACUGGCUAUUUAAACAAUGUCCAGUUAAGGGGUGCUCAGCGAUCACCUAUUGGAAUUGAAGCAACUUGGGUUGAGAUGUGUACAUGUCCGGAAGGUUAUGUUGGACAGUUUUGUGAAUCAUGUGAACCAGGAUAUAGACAUGAUCCACCACAUGGUGGAAGAUUUGCUCGUUGUGUGCCAUGUAAUUGUCACGGGCAUGCAGAAUAUUGUGAUCCUGAAACAGGUCGUUGCAUAUGCCAGCAUAAUACUGGAGGUGACAAUUGUGAAUAUUGUGCUUCUGGUUUCUAUGGAAAUGCUGUUUUAGGAACAGCUGAAGACUGCAAACCCUGCCCUUGCCCAGGUGGUGGUGCAUGUGUAAUUCUACCAGAUGAAGAAGUGGCAUGUCUGGAAUGCCCUGAAGGAUAUGCUGGUCAUCGAUGUGACUUAUGUAUUGAUGGUUAUUUUGGAGAACCUACUGAACCAUAUGGUCACAGAGAAUGUCGUAAAUGUGAGUGUAAUGAAAAUGUAGAUCCGAAUGCUAUUGGAAACUGUGACAGAACUACCGGAGAAUGUUUGAAAUGUGUUUAUAACACUGGUGGAAGACACUGUGAAUCUUGCUUACCAGGAUAUUAUGGAAAUGCAAUUUCGUUUCCGAAAGGAGAUUGCAAAGCUUGCAACUGUAAUCCUAUUGGAACACUGAAAAAGGAUCCCCACGUGGAUGUUUUAGUUUGCAACUAUGCGACAGGGCUGUGCCCAUGUAUGCCAAAUGUAGAAGGGAAGCAUUGUGAUAUUUGUGUGGAAGGUUACUGGAAUAUUGCCAGUGGCAUUGGUUGUGAACCUUGUAACUGUGAUCCAGUGGGUUCCUCGGAACAUACAUGUGAUAUUGUAAGUGGUCAAUGUAAGUGUCGUCCUGGAGUUAUGGGAUUAAAAUGUGAUCAAUGCCAACCUCAUCACUUUGGAUUUUCAAUUGAUGGCUGCAGCCAUUGCGAGUGUGAUUAUAUUGGCUCUUCUUCACUUCAGUGUGAUGCAUCAGGUCAGUGUCCAUGUCGAACCAAUGUAGAAGGUCGCAGAUGUGAAAGAUGUACAGAGAAUACAUAUAAUAAAGCUGCAGGAUGCAUAGACUGUCCACCAUGCUAUGAUCUUGUGCAAGAUGCUGCCAAUGCGCAUCGCUCAAAGCUUGCAGAACUUCAGGAACUGCUCGAGGCAUUGAAAGAUAAUCCACAGUUAUUAAAUGAUGAAGAAUUUGCUGCAAAAUUGAAAGAAGUUCAAGAAAAAGUGGACAAAUUGCUGGAAGAUGCUAUGGCUGCAACAAAUCUAGAUGGUCAGGUGGGAGAUAAACUGAAAGAUUUGCAGAGGCGAUUGGAAGAUGUUCAGAAAAGUGCUGGAGUAGUAAUGGGCAAACUUGAUGAUGCUAGAUAUCUUGGCAGUUUGGGUGCAAACAACAUAACUAUUGCUGAAGAAUUUAUCAAACGAGCUCUGGAUGCUCUUAAUAGUGCAAGGAAAUAUUUAGAAACUGAAGGUUAUUCAGCACUGGAGAAAGCUAUUGAAAAAUCUGAAAAGUUUGGACAGCAAUCUGAAAGAAUGUCUGAGAUUGCUCGGGAAGCAAGACAUCUGGCUGAUGAGCAUGAAAAGGAGGCCAAUGAUAUUAUAAAUCUUGCUUAUGAUGCCAGAAAUCUGUCUUUGCAAGCAUAUGAGAAAGCUAAGCAUGCACUGGAGACUCCCGGAGAAACUGCUGACAACAUUAGACAUUUAGAACGAAAAUUAUUAGGUGUUACUGCCAUGUUAGAACAAGUGAAACGACUUGCUGAAAGUGCAAAUGAAGAAGCAGAUAAAGCCAAAGAGGCAGCUUUGGAUCUUCAUUUAAGAGAAACAUCUCUUACAGUACCUGAAAUUAAUACUGAAGCAAUGAAACAAACCGCUGCUGAUCUUAUCAAACAGGCUAGAGAAAUUCAAAGCGAAGUUGAUGCUAUUAUGGAAGAGCAUCAAGAACUCUUAGAUAAAGUUGCAGAGGAAGUAAAGAAUUCUGAAGAUUUGUUGAAAGCAGGAGAAAAACAGCAGCAGAUAACAGAUGAAAUGUUAGCAACAGUAGAUGCAGCUUUUGCCAAAGCCAAACAGGCAGUUGCUGAUGCCGAAAAGACACUAGAAGAUGCCAAACAGACACUUGAAACUUUGAGAGGAUUUGAUGAGCUCAUUCGGGAAAGCAAAGGAAGAGCCGAGGAAGCUGUGAGAAAAAUACCUGAAAUUGAGAGGAUUAUUAUAGAAGCUGUAAAUAAGACACUUGAUGUUGAAAAUGCUCUGAGUGGUGCUCAGAUGGAUGCUAUAGAAUCCAGAGAAGAAGCACAAGCUGCAAAAGAAUUAGCUGAGGAAGCAUCUGCUCAUGCCAAUGCUAUAUCAGAAGGGGCAGAAAAUACUAAAUUGGAAGCAAAUAAACUCAGUGAUCAAGCUGAUGAGCUGUCACUAGAUGUUGCAAAUACUGCAGGUCAGUUGAAAGAAUAUGAGGAGCAAGCUGAGAAUGAUGAAGCUUUAACCAAAGAGGCUUUGGAACGUGCAAAUCAAGCAAAGACUAGCGCAACUGAUGCAUCAGUUAAAGUUAAAAAUGCAUUAGAGACUGUGGAUGAUAUAUUAAGGGCUUUAGAUGGCUUAGAUGAAAUUGAUGAAACUCUGCUAGAUGAAUUGGAAAAAAGGUUAGAAGAUGCUGAAAAAGAAUACAAGGAAGCAGAUUUUAAUACUCGUAUGGGAGAACUGCGGCAAGCUCGAGAAUUACAAAACCAGUGGGCAAAAGAUUAUGCUGAAGAAGUUGCAAAAAUGCAAAAAGAUGUUGCUAACAUAGCGGACAUUCGAAAUGCUCUUCCAGACAAAUGUUAUCGCCGUCUUGUCUUGGAACCAUAAGUAUAAUUUUAAUGUAAUUAAAAAAAUGACUGCAUAUUUUGAAAAAUUAUCACAAGUGCUUAAGGUUACUUCAGAGAGUUACUAUAUAUGUCAAGUGACAAAAAAUUUAUUCAUUAUCCAUAUUUCCAUGUAAAAAUUCUGUUUAAACAAAAUGUUCCUUUUUUAUCAUUUGUAUCACUGUUGUAUAAAAUUCCUUUUUCCAUGCUCAUUAAAAGCACUGAAAAAUUGUCAUUGGCCAAACUAAAUGAAAAAGAGAAAAAUAUACUCUUUUUAUAGUAGCUGACUGUUGAUAAUGAUGAUAAUGUUUUUUAAUUUCAGUGUUCAAAAGUUGUUUACUAUUGAUAGAACUUUUUGUUCGAAAAUUUUUUGUAUUCAUUCAUUAUGCGAGUGACGUUUGUGUAACUGUUAGAAACAUUUUCAUUAGCAUUCCUUGCAUUUUUAAGUAAAGGAGAAAAAAGGGAACAUACAUGUUAAUGAAUCCAUUUCAAUUUUUUUUUUUUUUUUUUUUUUUUUUUUAAUCCAACAUGUAUGCCAACAUCAGUGCCAAAGUAAUUUGAAGGAACAAGUAUUUUAAUUUUUUUAUAUUAAAUAAUUUGAAUAUUGCUUUUUUUAGAAUCUCAUACCUUACCCACAUACUACUUAUUAUACGAGCAAAAUUUAUUACAUUUUUUGCAUAUAGCUAUAUAUACAGUUCAUGUUUGCUGUACAAACUUCAUGUUAUUUUUUAUUUACAUUUUAACUUUUUUUAAAAAAUUUUAUUUUUAUAUUCAUACUACAUUAAAGUGAAAAAUUUGCAUACUUAUCUAUUUUAAAUAUUUACAAAAUAUGACCCAGUAGAUAUAAAUAGUACUUUUUGUAAAUGUUCAAAUACUAAGAACAAAAGGAAUUUCUAAAUUAUAGCAGUUGAAAGUUCUUGAAUAUGACAGUUCUCAUAUUGCUGCUGUAGAAAUUAAUGUGCAAUAUUUUGAAUCAAAUUUUAUUAUAUAAUGCUAUCUGCCUGUAUAGAAUAAGAAUUUUCUCUUUGUUCUUUUUUUUUUUUUUUUUUUUUUUUUUUUUUUUAUAUAAACUUGCCACACAAUUUAGAAUACCAAAAAUAAUAAUUUACUAAUUACUUAAAUGCAAGCUGCAUAAUUUAUAAUUGUAAAACUGCAUUAAAAAUAUUAUAUCAUUCAAAAAUUACUUUCAUAACAAGUAGUAUUUUGUUUUAUGAUAUAUCUGUUUUGCUUCCUAAUUUGUAGAUGUUGCAUUUUUGUUUAUGAAUGUAAAACAAUUUCGUUUUUCUGGUAGAUAUUUUUAAUGUGUUGUGCAUGCUUUUAAAACUGAAUUUGUUUCAAGUUAUGAAAUUUAAAUUAAAACUGUAAGAAUUAAAUUGUUUAAGUUAACAUCCUGCAUUUAUUAAUUUACAUGAGCUUGCUUUUCUUUGUUUCUCUACAAUGUAAAUAAAUUUGAUAUAAUUAUGUAAUUUUAGUUGUUUUGAUGAUGCUAUUUAAGUCUUUACUGCAAAUAAAAUUCCAUGUUUUUAAGUUAAAACUUAACUUUCUUCUGUAUAAAAUGUAAUGAUUAAAUAAAUAUUUAAUGUUUUAAACAUGUUAAGCUGAAAUAGCGAUUGUACAGGGCAACUUUCAACUAUAAACCAGACUUUUAUUUUGUAGACGUUUUUAAAACAAUUUUAGCUGAAUUUAUAUAUGCAUAUGCAUAACACCUUUGUCAUCAUAAAAUUGUGCAACGUAGUUUUUUUUUUUUUUUUUUUCUUACUUUAAAUUUAAUUCAUCUUGCUAUUGUUUUAAAACAGUCUCUUCAUUGUUUAAUAUUUUCUAUUUAUACCUGUUUUCUGUUCUGCCCUUUUUGUAUUAGAAAUCUGAAAUUUAAACCUUGGUGAAUCCAUUAUUUUUUAUGAUCUGCUGUGGUAGCAUUUUGUUUAUACUCAGGAAAUUAAUUUAUGUUCCCUUAAAUGCUAUUAUAAGUAAUGCAUUAUAAAUAAAAAUAUAUUUUUAGUUAAAAACUGAAAUUUUUUGUUAAGAAAUGAGAGUUAGAGUUUUUAAAAGUAUUUGUUCCUUGUGUCUUACUGUUGAUGCGUAUUCUCUGUUAGUGUAUGUGCUAUCUAUAGUUCUCUGUUUGUUUGAUUUUUAGCCAAAGAUUUUUCUCCCUUUUUCAAGUCAUUAUUAAUGCAAAUCGUAGAAUACUCAGUUUAUUUUUGUCAUUUACUAUGCACUGCCAUUUUGAGAUGUACAGAAAGAGUUUUGUUUCAGGUUAUUAAUGAGAAUGCAUAUCUAUAAUUUUUACAGCUCUCCUUUUUAUUAUUUAAAAGCAGUACAGCAAUGUAUAUGGAUAGUAAAUUACAAACAUUAUGGAGCUCUGAUAACAAGUUAAGUAUACUAAUGUAGCAAUUGAGUGUGGUAAAUUGCAUAAACAAUACUUGAAAAUAUAAUGAAAAAAAAUUCUUUUGCAUUACUUUAAAAAAAAAAUUGGGCCAAAAAAAUUUAUUUUUAGAACUGCCAUAUUUAUUUUAGUGCUUUAUUUAAAGCUUUACAUUAAUUUAUAUUUACUUAUUGACUUAAAAAGUAAGUAGCCUUAAGAGUAUUUUUUUUUAAGUAUUAACUCUUAAAAAUUUCAAAGCAUCACAAUUUUCUUAAUCUAAUAAUAAUGUUAGAAAAACUAGAUAUUGGCUUGAUGAAAAUAUUUUAUUCUGUUAUUUGUUUUUCCUAUCUCUGAAGAUGAAAGAAAAAGAAUCAAGUACUUACUUGAUAACAAUUCUUAUACAGAGUAUUUUAUAGCGGUUUUUAUAUUUUAAAUAUAUAUUUAUCUAUACAGUGCUGUUUUUGGAAAUUUUUCAGAUAAUAAUAUAACCAUAAUAACAGCAAUAAGCUAUUUGUGAAGGAAGCAAAAAUUGUUUAAUAGCUCUAAAAGUACAAAUGUAUUUUUUUUAAAUUAAAAUUAAUUUACUAAUCAAUAACUUGUAAUUAUAUUCUUAAUCUCUAAUUUAAUGAAUAUCUGAUUUGAAGUGCAUAUGUAUAUUCUAUAUAGUUUAUAAAAUUGUCUAUCUUAUAAUGCAGCAUAUUUGUAAUUGAUGCCUUAUGUUCCUGAAAAUAGUGCUUUUUCUAGUCAUAAUCUUUAAAUUAUUUGUCUUCUAUUUCAUUAUCUAAGAGAAGAACAGUUUUGCCAAAUAUAUUGAAUAGAAUUUAUUAUUUAUACACUUUUAUCAAAUACACAUCAAUUCGCGCUGAAAUUAAAAAUGAAAUUUAUUCUAUAUAUGUGUGGUUUUAAUAAACAAUAAUUAAUUAAUUACUUUUUCUGUCACAAAAGAAACAAAAUCAUAGUUUUCUGUUUUAUUUUUUAUAAUGUGUCAUACUUCUAAAAUUCUUUUAAAAAAGUAUUUGAGAAAAAUAAUUUAUCUUAAUCUAUAUAGCAGUAUACUCAUAAUAUUUUGUAACAUAAUGUAACAUGCAUUUAAUAGGAUUUGUAUUAUUUUUAAAAUUGAUAUUUCAUUCAUGGUUUUACUGUAAAGGUGUUUUACAGAAGUUCAUGAUUUUUCCUAAAAAAAUGUUUCAAAUUGUUGAAAUAAAAGUUAAUUUUCACCAGUGUAAUUUUUCAGUGAAAAGUGUUCAUGAAAAAAAAAAAAAAAAAAAAAAAAAAAAGUAUUUACUGCCAGGAGAUAUUUUGCAGAAAAUUGACUGUAUUACAGUUUUAACUGAUUCAGUAGAAAUGCAUUGUUAUAUCUUUAGAUAAUGUUUAAUAGUUUAAAAAUGGUGGAAUUGUAAACUAUUGUAAAUUGUAUGUCCCAAUUACAGUCCCUAAUUUAUUUAUUUUUUCAUUAAAUUUGUGUGUAUCAUGGUCUUAUAAAUGUGUGAGAUUUUGCUGUUAUCACAGUUCCUUGCCAAGAUAAAUUCAUUUUUUUAUUCUAAAAAUAUAUGACUUACAAAUAAGUAUGUGAUAAGUGCAUUUGAGAUUAAAUAGAUAUAUUUUCUGAUAAAUUUAUUUAACAUCUUUUGAUAUGCAUUCUUCAAAACUUUAUUUGUUCAGUAAGAAUGCUUUUCUUUUUACACUUAUAAACUUUUAUAUGUUAUACAUAGUUUUCUUAAAUGAGCAUCAUUUCUAUUUCUUUUUGUAUUUGUGAAUCAUUUGCAUAGUUCACAUUCAAAAUUGUGUGCAAUAUCAAAUUUGAUGCAACUCAAGUUUAUCAUUGUAUUCCAUCGACCACUUGUUAAUUAUCUGUAAAUAAAUAAUUUUUCAUUCAAA